CGCCGGAGCGCGGAGCUUAAGCGGGAGGAGGCGGCGGAGGGAGCCGGGCGCCGGAGCCGGGCCCCGCUGCAGGAACCUCCCAAAAGCUGAGCUAGCUCCGGCAAUGUGUGCUUCAACCUCAUUAUCAGUGUGUACAUACCAGGAAAGUAUAGUUCUAAGGGAUUAGGAGUGCAAGCGGCCCUACGAUCUGGAAAAUCCACAUAAAUCUUUUUGGGUUCCCUUCAUACCAGAGAAGGAAAUGGCUCUGAAAGUUAAAUGAAGCCAAGAAAACAUAUGAAUAGAUUGUUGUUACAUAUUCUGGGAAGAGCAUAUCAGACAAUAAUUGGAUUUGGGUAACCAGUCAUAAUGAAGAAAAUUAGUCUUAAGACCUUUCGGAAGUCAUUUAACUUGAAUAAAAGUAAGGAAGAGAAUGAUUUUGUGGUGGUACAACAACCAUCACUAACCACUGACUUUGGAAAAGAUGAUUCCUUGUUUAGUAGCUGCUAUGGUAAAGAUUUGGCCAGCUGUGAAAUCAACAGCGAAGAUGAGAAAAGUGGGAAAAAUAGAUCCAAAAGUGAAAGUUUAAUGGGUACUUUAAAAAGGAGACUUUCAGCAAAACAAAAGCAGAAAGGCAAGGGCAGCCCACCAUCUGUGAACUCUGCAGAUGAGGACACCUUCUCCUCUUCAUCAGCUCCUAUAGUUUUUAAAGAUGUAAGAGCUCAAAGACCAUUAAGAUCAACCUCUCUUCGUAGUCAUCAUUAUAGUCCUACUCCAUGGCCUCUUCGUCCCACAAACUCAGAGGAGACCUGUAUCAAAAUGGAAGUAAGAGUCAAGGCUUUGGUUCACUCCUCCAAUCCAAGCCCAGCACUGAAUGGCGUUCGGAAAGAUUUUCAUGAUUUGCAGUCUGACAGUGUGUUCCAAGAACAAAACAGUGCAUUAAAAAGUACAGAAUCUCAAAAUGGAGACCUGCAUCUUCACAUCGAUGAACAUGUGCCUGUAGUUAUUGGACUUAUGCCUCAGGACUACAUUCAGUAUACUGUGCCUUUAGAUGAGGGAAUGUAUCCUUUGGAAGGAUCACGUAGUUAUUGUCUGGACAGCUCCUCUCCCAUGGAAGUUUCAGCUGUUCCUUCUCAGGUAGGAAGGAACUCAUUCCAUGAGGAUGAGAGCCAGGUAGACCAGGACAUAGUAGUUGCCCCAGAUAUCUUUGUGGAUCAGGCAGUUAACGGCUUGUUGAUUGGCACCACGGGAGUCAUGUUGCAAAGCCCAAGAGUUAAUCACAGUGAUGUCCCUCCACUCUCACCAUUGCUACCUCCAAUGCAGAAUAAUCAAAUCCAAAGGAACUUUAAUGGACUGAAUGGCACAGAUACACAUGUGUCUGAAAGUAUGCGUUGUCAUUUGAAUUUUGAUCCUAACACUGCUCCUGGAGUUGGAAGAGUUUAUGACUCUGUACAAAAUAGUGGCCCUAUGGUUGUGACAAGUCUCACAGAAGAACUGAAAAAACUUGCAAAACAGGGAUGGUACUGGGGACCAAUUACACGCUGGGAAGCAGAAGGAAAACUGGCAAAUGUGCCGGAUGGUUCUUUUCUUGUUCGUGAUAGUUCAGAUGACCGUUACCUUUUAAGCUUGAGCUUUCGCUCCCAUGGUAAAACACUUCACACUAGAAUUGAACAUUCAAAUGGUAGGUUUAGUUUUUAUGAACAACCAGAUGUAGAAGGGCAUACUUCUAUAGUUGAUCUAAUUGAACAUUCAAUCAGGGACUCUGAAAAUGGAGCUUUUUGCUAUUCACGGUCUCGGUUGCCUGGAUCUGCAACCUACCCUGUCAGACUGACCAAUCCUGUAUCACGGUUCAUGCAGGUACGUUCAUUGCAGUACCUGUGUCGUUUUGUUAUACGUCAAUACACCAGAAUAGACUUGAUUCAAAAACUGCCUUUGCCAAACAAAAUGAAGGAUUAUUUACAAGAAAAGCACUACUGAAAGCUUAUGGGAAUCUUGCAUCUUGCACUUUGGGAACAAGAAAAAGAGAUUGAAAUACAGUUUACAAACUUUCAUUGCUAUCAGAAUCUUUUGCUGCCAUAACUAUUUCGGUUUUAUGUGUAAACAAGAGUAACACAUUGUUUUGUUUGGGGAUGGGGAGGUGUUGGCAAGGUGUCUUAGGUUUAUUUUUUGCUUUUUAAAGGAAAAAUCUUGAGGUUAUUAGAAGUGUGAAAUCUUUCAUCAAUGUGCAGAAUAAUCACAAUGUGAAUUAUCAGAUUAUACUUAGUUUUCCCCCCAAAUCCUUUGCUGCUAUCCACUGUGAUUUUUAUGCAUUAAAAGCACAUUUCAUGUGUAUUCAAUCUUAAGUAAAGUUGAAUGAAACUUGUUAGUCGUCUCUUCAGAAAGACCCAUUUUCAAAAGAUUAUAAUCUUCAAGAAACUAGUAUAAAAAAUGAAAAUUGGUAUUAGUCUCAUCUUAUGUUUUUAAAAAGUACUUUUAAUUUGGAAUGUAUAAAAUUACAUAACUUUAGGUAAAUGGAACAAAGAUAAUGCAGCAUAUCUUUUGAAACAGUCAUUUUUUGUUAUUGUUAAUUAUCUGAGUUUUUAUUUGGUUUUUGAUUCCAAGAAGUUAAAUAUUUCAUUGCUUCCAUUUUCAUCUUAUGGUUUGCUUGGCUGUCCCCCCCAAAAAAAUGGCAUUCCUUUGAAGAACCUUGAAAAAUAUGUACACACUAGUAUAGGACAUGAAGUCUCUUCUUUACUUAAACAUGGACACAAAUUGGCAUAACAUAAAUUUCAUCAUGAAAAUAGAUCUAUUAAUUGAAGAAAUCGUACAUGAUAAUAGAUCACAUAGGGUAUUCUUUGCCAACUUUCAUUUUUGUUUACCUACCUUGCUUUCUGGCAAAAAUGUUUUAUAUGUGAUUUAAUUUGACAUUUUCUUUGUUAAAACUUGAUUGUACAAAAUUAUUCUUAAUUUGAUUAUAUUUCAACUCUAACAGAAAAAAAUUAAAAUCUACUGUUUUGUAUUUGAAGUUAGAGUGACAUUUUUUUCACAUGUGAUUAUGGAAAGGUGCUUGAUUUACACAGAAUUUCAUUUGAUGAUAAACUGUAUGGAGUCUAUUUAAGAAUUACCAAGGCCAUAUCAGGAGUACUGUGGUCCUAAUGCCUCCCAUUUGGAAAGUGGUUUGUAAAUUCAGCAAUCUGGGCUCAAAAGAAUUCAGCAUAUUUCUCUUUCAUGGACCCCAUACUACUCUGAUGUAAAAUUAUACAUUUUGUUUAAAGAACACCAGAACCUAAUAUGUUUUACUUUGAGAAGUUCAUCCCUUCAUAGGUACUUUAAUGUCCAAUUCAUAACAAAUUAAAUUAUUUUUCUUAAUGAUGAGAAAUUCUUUUUCUUCCAACCCUACUUCUCUCAGUUUGUAAUGUCUAUUUUAUCAUUAUUUGGUGUUAUAAUGCACUGUUUUGGAAUUGCAUAAAAUAAACUUAACUUCCUUUAUCAAGAGAAAAAGCUUUAAAAGAAACAACCCAUUAUAAGAUGAAGAUUUGGAGGCUUUUCCCUUGUUAUUAACAAGUUGUCGUUUUUCUUUCCAUUUAUUCCCACUUAAUGUAGAACUUGCUGAUUUGUCCGUAUAUGUAUGUAAACUUGCAUCCUGAUUUUUUUCUUUGCUUUUGGAGAAUAAAAACUGCCGAAAUUUUAUGCAGGAAAGACACCCAUGAGAUUUGGCUUUUACUUGGAGUGAAGGAAGGAUGGUAUUUCAUUUUUAUGGAAUUGUACCUUGUUGGGAAGAAGCCUCUUUAAUUUUCUUUACUUUUAAAAUGUAUUUCAUUUAAUAAAAUUGAGUAGAUUUUAAUAAUGCAAAUGUUCACUAUUAGCGAUUUGAAUUAAGAAUGACAAAAAGAUAUUGAACUCAUGUGAGAUACUGUUAUGGUAUAUUGUUUUUUCCCCAGGGGACUGAUUUUAAACAUUACAUUAGAUUGAUGCAAAAGGCCUGGUGCUAAAUUCCUAUUGAUGAUGGGCAUUACUAGAGAGAUACUUCAAAGAAAUUCUUUAGGAAAAUAUUGAUAAUACCUUCUCUUAAAGAAACAUGUUUACUCAUUUUACUACAAAGAUGCCACUUUAUUAAGCCCCUUCAGCAGAAGUGCUCAGUGACUUUUAGACUAUCCUAUAUUUCAGUUUGGUCACAUGGAAUAAUUUUUCCAUAGUCUAAAGCCUGAAUUUUGAAAUGAUUUCAUAUAUUGACUGUGUUUGAGAUAUCAUCAUUGAAUUCUGAAUUAAGCUUGUAUUUUUUUUGGCUCAGUUUACCUAAAUUUUUUUAUAGUCCUCUUUUAUGUUUUUGGAAUACAAAUACUAAUAGUCUUCUAAUUCAUAUUGCUACUUGUUGAUGUGCUUUCACAUGUGUCCUUAAUAUAAAAUAAUAUUUUAAACGAGUUUUAUCCCUAAAGCUGACAUAAUUUGAAGUUACUAUAACUUGUCCUCAAAAUUAAAAAAAAAAACAUGUGCCAAGAAAUUAAUGUGUAAUCAUAAACAUAAUGGAGAUUGAAGUACAUUGCAGCUAUUCAGUCAUAGUAGGUUCAGGUAGUACAAUAUAACUAGGAAUUUUGUGUUUGUGAUGUUAAAGGAGGCUGGUUGAAAAUGGUUAAUGGUUAAUGCAGUUACCCAGUUAUUGGGUUUGCAUGAUUCAGUUUGACUCGUUUGUCCUUCUCUGCCUACAUUGACUGAUUUUUGGAGAACUGUAUCAAAUGAUGAUGGCUUGUGUGUUACAUAGGUAUAGCCCAAAUCUAUGCUGACAAAAUCUUUGCUUAUGAGAAGGAAAUAAAUAGGAAAUUUUUGUCAAUUUUUGCCAAUAAUAAUAGAUGAGGAAGAUGAAUCUUUAUAAAUCAUAUUAAAUGACAAAAGCUAUUUUCACAGUUCCAAUACACUACUGUGUAAAAUGAAUAACAAUACGAUUGAGAGUACUUGAAGAUGUCUUAAAAAACAAACAAACCACAAAGGAAAAAUAGUUCUCAUCCUACUUGGUGCAAUACUCUUAAAGUUUGGAAGGCAAACCCUUAAGUUACAAAGUGAGUAUAGAAUGAAAAACAAUUUUUAAAUCUAGAAUUUCUGAACCAGCCAUUUAGAUCAGCCAUCUUGCUCUUAAAGAAAACAAUGUGCCAAAAGGCUAAAUUAUUGGAAUAUGAUGAAUACAAUUAAUUACACAUUAAACAUUACUUUAUAAUUGCUGAGCCAGUAUUAUUAAAACAGGAUGGAAAUUAGUAAAGUCUUAAGUAGGAAAUGAAUAUGCAAUGUCUCGAUUUUGCUGGUGCCACAAAAGUCUAAAUAUUUUUCUUAAGAUCACUGCUUUCAGAAAUGCCAAUUUUAAAAUAUUGUAUAUUUCAUAGUUUUCAUGAUAAGAGAUUACUUUAUGACUGAUUCAGAAGAAUAAUUUUUAUUUUAAUCCUAACUGCAUUUCAUAGUAUGUGAAUUAUGAAUUUGAAAAUGGAAUCACACUACCAGCAAUAGAUAGUAUUAUUGAAUACACUAAUAAGGAACAAUCCCCUGUUCCAGGAAUAACUUUUAAAUCCUAAACUAAAAUUAUUGGUACGGUAGUAAUCGCAAAUUUGGUUUCUUUUAAUACUUUUUUAAUCCUGUAAAGAAUGUUUUUUAUAAACAUCCUUUUUAUUAAUAGUUAAUCAUAACAUGGAAAAAUGUUGUGUAGUUGCUGUAUCUGAAAAGUGUUCCAAACUCUACAACCACAGAUCAUGACAAAUUCUUAUAGAAUUUUGUAUUAAGUAUACAUGUUGGGUUAAAGAAAUUUUAUAGUGGUGAUGGAGUGCCAUGAAAUUAAUACUUGCAAUCCAAAUUGCUGUAGUUUACACUUUUCUGUAUGUUUCAAACCAGGUGUGUACCAUUUGUACUGAGCACACCACAGAAUGAGAAUUAUCCAAAGUUCAUUGAUUUUAAUAUGUGUUUUGGUUUGUAAACAAAAUUAUAGUAAUUUCUUGCACAUUUUUGGAAAAUAAUUGUAUAAGAUCUUAUGUAUCUGCUUCUAG
This is a messenger RNA of Dromiciops gliroides (monito del monte), 5978 nucleotides long. RefSeq names its product suppressor of cytokine signaling 6 (gene SOCS6). The transcript is spliced from 4 exons. The coding region runs from base 346 to 1953 and encodes 535 amino acids. NCBI's taxonomy places the organism in Eukaryota, Metazoa, Chordata, Mammalia, Microbiotheria, Microbiotheriidae. The record is from RefSeq and is a predicted model, not a curated record. Gene Ontology annotation, molecular function: 1-phosphatidylinositol-3-kinase regulator activity. Gene Ontology annotation, cellular component: phosphatidylinositol 3-kinase complex. Gene Ontology annotation, biological process: regulation of growth; intracellular signal transduction; protein ubiquitination.